This is a messenger RNA of Amborella trichopoda, 1191 nucleotides long. RefSeq names its product LisH and RanBPM domains containing protein. NCBI's taxonomy places the organism in Eukaryota, Viridiplantae, Streptophyta, Magnoliopsida, Amborellales, Amborellaceae. The record is from RefSeq and is a predicted model, not a curated record. Gene Ontology annotation, molecular function: protein binding.
GAGAGAAACUGACUGGUUUUCCCCCCUCUCUAGAGACUCGAUCGUAACAGAAGUCGGCUGGGGUUUAGAGAGAGAGAGAGAUUGGUUAGUAUUUAGAGAGAGAGAUUGGUUAGUAUUUAGAGAGAGAGAGUUUUAGAUCAUUGGAGGUCGCAGAGAUUCAUUUUUCAAUCUCUCUCUUCUUCCUUCGCAUUUGUUUAUGUUGGAUCUGGGUUUCAAACCCUCACUGUUGCAUCUCUUUUCUAUGGGACGAUGAUCAUGGACCUGGAUCCUCGGCAAUAUGAGCAUCUGGAUGUCAAUGACAUUGAUGUUCGAAAUGUUGUACUAUCUUAUCUUGUGCAUAAUUGCUUCAAGGGGACUGCAGAGACUUUCAUUGCUUCCACUGGAAUGAAGCAUCCGGCUGAUUAUCCUAUUGAUAUUGAUAGAAGGAAACCCAUUUUUCACUGUGCGAUGGAAGGUGAUGGUCUCAAGGCCAUAGAAUUAACAGAACUGCUAGCCCCCAACUUGCUAGAGGAAACUAGAGACUUGCAUUUUGACCUCUUGAGUCUGCAUUAUGUCGAGCUUGUUCGUUCUAGGAAGUGCACAGAAGCCCUGCAAUUUGCUCAGGCGAACCUGACAUCUUUUGGGAAGAUUGAAAAAUAUGUUGAGAAGUUGGAAGAUCUAUUGGCUUUGCUAGCUUAUGAUGAACCUGAAAAAUCCCCUAUGUUUCAUUUCUUGAGCAAGGAUUACAGGCAGGAAGUUGCGGAAAGCCUAAAUCGAGCGCUACUUGCACAUGCCAAUCUACCCAGCUAUUCAUCCAUGGAGAAACUGUUGAAACAAAUUACUGUGGUCAGACAAUACUUGCACCAAGAAUUAGGAAAGGAGGGCCCUCCCACAUUCUCACUGAAGGAUUUUCUGAAGAACUAAAUGCAUGAAGAAUUUUCAAGGACUGUGAACCAGACCAGCGUGUAUAUCUUUCUUGCCUAAUUAAUUUGUGGCUGGGUUAUCUAUUUCUGGCUUUGUAUGUCUUCUGAUAAAAAAAUAUCCAUUGGUGGGAUAUCAUGGCAUUUCCAGCUUGUUUGUAAAUCUUCUGCUUGGGCAAUAUCAACCUGUAACAUAUAUGUAUUUUGAAGUUUUGUGAUAUCUAUCUGUAAAAUAUUUCAUUCCUUAUUCUGUUCAAUUAUAUGAUUUACUCGCUGUUGGUUUUCUUCUGCA